Molecule: messenger RNA, 703 nt
Organism: Aspergillus pseudotamarii
Lineage: Eukaryota; Fungi; Ascomycota; Eurotiomycetes; Eurotiales; Aspergillaceae
Exons: 1
Coding region: 141-572 (143 amino acids)
Source: RefSeq, a predicted model, not a curated record
GCCGUUCCACCCUUUCUAGCACCUUGUUAUACCGCUUCCUGCUAUACACUAUCCUUACACAAGGAUAACAGCUAAUGAUAAUCUGUGCAUUUUCUUUCUAUACCCUCUGCUAUACCCGAUGAUGUUGUGAUUUCGUUUCUAUGUUCUCUUUCCUUGGUUCUAUAGGGUUUACACGUUACGAGUAUGGAAGUUGUGCAUUUCUUGUAUGUCAAAUGAUAGAAGGCCGGUCAGAUAGGACGGUGGCGAUUUUUUUUUUUUUUUUUUCAAAUUUUUCUUCUUUUUUUUCCUUCUCGUCAUAUUUUGUUUGGUCUAGGCGGGCGUUUUCAGUCUACUGGUCUUCUCAGUGUUUACCUUACCAAGCAUUUUAUGAUUAUCUUCACUCUACUCAGCUAUUCUUGUGUUCAUGUUGGAUAUUGGACUCUGCGCCCUGCGGAUGCUGGUUGCGUAUGUUGAUGCUUUCAAAGUUUGUGUUUAUAGUAUGCAGAUUGCACGCAGGUUCAUGCUCUGGGGCUUCUAAUUUGAAUACAUUUUCCCCAUUUGUCUAUGAUCUUCCCUUUUCGAUAAAUGAUUGAACAGGUACUCCGUUGCAAGGACUAUAUGUGUGCGCGCAUGCCUAUGAUGAAUUUUCUUUGGCGGAUAUUUUGGCUUAAUGAUUGGUGCCUUUGCCAUCUUCUUCCUUGCAUUUUGGUGGAAUUUUAUUUUA